Messenger RNA from Arabidopsis arenosa, 794 nucleotides. The record is from the annotation of a GenBank genome assembly. Lineage: Eukaryota; Viridiplantae; Streptophyta; Magnoliopsida; Brassicales; Brassicaceae.
CAAGCCAUCAGACCUAAAUUUGCAAAAGCCCGAUGGAUCCGAUCGACAAUGAAAUGUUGUCUUCAGAUUCGAAUUACAAUAGUGAUAUUAGCGACGAUGCCUCCGCCACCGGAUCGAUAGAGAAUCCAAUGUACAAAUGCAAAUAUUGUCCUAGGAAAUUCGAUAAAACACAAGCAUUGGGUGGUCAUCAAAAUGCUCACAGGAAGGAGAGAGAGGUCAAAAAACAACAUGAAGCAUUUUUGGCGCAUUUGAACCAACCGGAGCCAGACCUUUACUUGUACUCGUAUUUGCAUCCGCAUUCAUUUCCUAACCACUACGCACUCCCAUCGGGAUUUGAACAACGUCGUUACAAAGUUGAUAGAAUUGACAAUAUGUCCAUGGUCUACAACCACUAUAUGGGAUCCUCGAGCUCUGGCUUUUUAGGACUACGAAAUGAUCCAAGUCAAGGAAUGGACCGAGGUUCGACCUUUAACGGGAUCCCAUCCCAAACCCAACCUCAACCUCAACCACUAUUGUCUGCAUCGUCACCAGUGUGUUUAGAUCUUUGUCUUGGUGUUGGUAGCUCCCAAACCCAACCACAACCUGAAGAACCAAACGAUGCAACAGAAGGGACGGAUGCUGAGAAAGAAAAUGAUUGUUCUUCCCUUUCUCUCUCACUCAAGCUAUGAAGUUGUAAUGCUUCCCUUUUAAGUAUUUUCUUUAAUUUUGAUCACCUUUGUUUUCUUGCAUAGUAUCGGCUUGUGUCAAAUCAGUACUUGUGCACUUAAACAUUGUAAUAAACUUGGUUGUUAUUU